This is a messenger RNA of Fonsecaea multimorphosa CBS 102226, 735 nucleotides long. RefSeq lists its product as uncharacterized. The transcript has 2 exons. Lineage: Eukaryota; Fungi; Ascomycota; Eurotiomycetes; Chaetothyriales; Herpotrichiellaceae. Gene Ontology annotation, molecular function: protein binding. Bases 1 to 735 code for a protein of 244 amino acids. The record is from RefSeq and is a predicted model, not a curated record.
AUGGCAGGCCACAAGGCAAGAAGGAUAGCCAAGGAUUUGGCGGAUAUCCGUGCGGACUCGACCUCCCAAAUCUUCGCCGAACCUGUUGGGGAUAGCAUCACAGAUUUGAGAGGAUCUUUCAAAGGCCCGUCAGGGACACCGUAUGAGGGUGGUACAUACGAGGUCUCGAUCAAGAUACCUAAUGAAUACCCUUUCAAGCCGCCAGUUAUGAAGUUUGUAACAAGGAUCUGGCAUCCGAAUAUUUCCAGUCAGACUGGCGCCAUUUGUCUAGACACUCUCAGCACAGGCUGGUCACCCGUUCUAACGAUAAAAUCUGCCAUGAUCUCGUUGCAGUCCCUGCUUAGCUCACCGGAGCCCAAAGAUCCUCAAGAUGCGGUCGUUGCGAACCAGCUCAUCAAAAACCCCAAAGAAUUCGAGAGACAGGCACGAGAGUGGGCAGUCAAAUACGCCGGGGCUCCCAGAUCUUUCAUCGGCGAAAGCAGUGGUGGAGCUACCGACAAGGACAUUGAGGCUGCCGAGAAGGAAAGUCAGGAGAGAGAAGCUCAAGCCAACAUUGCAGUGUACGACGGCUACAAUAAAGACCUGAUUGACCGAUUCGUCAUGAUGGGAUUCGACGUGGAGCGCGUGGUGGAGGCAUUCAACUACGUCGGCAUUGAUCGAAAUGGUGGUCAGGACUAUGAACUAGAAGAGGCGUACAUGGGUGACAUUACGGCCAGGCUGUUGGGCGAGCCUUAG